Leopardus geoffroyi (Geoffroy's cat) is the source of this 6681-nucleotide messenger RNA. It is a transcript of the gene NEU3, whose product is annotated as neuraminidase 3. The record is from RefSeq and is a predicted model, not a curated record. Lineage: Eukaryota; Metazoa; Chordata; Mammalia; Carnivora; Felidae. Gene Ontology annotation, cellular component: cytoplasm; lysosome; membrane. Gene Ontology annotation, biological process: ganglioside catabolic process; oligosaccharide catabolic process. Bases 786 to 2354 code for a protein of 522 amino acids. The transcript is spliced from 5 exons. Gene Ontology annotation, molecular function: exo-alpha-sialidase activity.
AGGUGAUAGUCCUAUUCUGUCAGCUAUGGAGCUUUUGAAAGUGUAUAAUUAGAUAAUUGUAUUUUUACAAUGAAGGAAUUAUUGUUAGACACAAGGGUCCCAGGGCUUGUGGGCCUAGGGAAUAACCCUCUCCACAGUGACUCCUUUGAGUUCUCAUACCAGGUGUACCUUUUUGUUUUCAUCACAGACCCGUGUCUUAUUUUGUUUUGUUUUGUUUUGUUUUUUACAAAAACUGAAUUUGUUGAAAUGUGUUCUACAGUUUUUGUUUUUUCCUGCUCUCUUCCCCCACCUGUAGCUUGGGUUUGUUUUUGUUUUUUUUUUAACUUAAUAUUUCUUAGGCACUUUCCCUGUCAGUAUAUAUUGAUCAAACUCAUUUUUUUUUUUUUUUUUGUUAUUUAAAACUUUUAUUUUUAUUUUUGUAAGUAAACCCAACGUGGGGCUUGAACUCAUGACCCCAAGACCAAUCCUAUGCUCUACCACUUGAGCCAGCCAGCCACCCCAGGUCAGACUCAUUUGUAAUAGUUGCAUAAUCUACUGGAGUAUAAACAUUGUAACUAUUUCCCUAUUAGAAGAUAUGUUUGUUUCUAGUUUUUCACUAUUCCAAGGGAGGAGUGAGUUUAGGGGAGAGGGGGGAAAAGUAGGUCCUCAAGUUGAGAGAGACCAGAAACCUGGGUUGUUUUCCAACUUUAUUCUAACUUGUGACCUCCAACAAAUCUCAUUUCUUCUUUCAGAAGUAUCUGACCCUGUCAAAGAAGUUUUGGAUCAAAAGAUCAAAACACCAGUGAAUGUGGGUGUUCUCUGGGGUCUGCUGCGACCAGCCGGCCACACAGUCUCUACCAAAUGUCCUUUCAGCAAUGGAACUGCUUCUCUCUGUGUGGCCUGUGGACUUCCCGGACACUAUUCUGCUCCUGGAGAUUCGCCCUUCCCACCAGAGCACCACCAGUCUCUCUCCCUCUCCCCCCUGCGUGGUUCAUUCUCCCGCGCUUCGGUGUCCGAGACCUGAGAGCUGCCCGGCGCCCAGCUCUGCUCCGAGAGAGAUGGAGGAGCCGGGGUCCCGUGAAGAGGUCAUGGAAGAAGUGACAUCGUGCUCCUUCAGCAGCCCUCUGUUCCAGCAGGAAGACAAGAGAGGGAUCACCUACCGGAUCCCAGCCCUGCUCUACAUCCCCCCCACCCACACCUUCCUGGCCUUUGCAGAGAAGCGCUCCACGAGCAGGGAUGAGGAUGCUCUCCACCUGGUGCUGAGGCGAGGGUUGAGGACUGGGCACUCGGUACAGUGGGGACCUUUGAAGCCACUGAUGGAAGCCACAUUACCUGGGCAUCGGACCAUGAACCCCUGUCCUGUGUGGGAGCAGAAAAGCGGCUGUGUAUACCUAUUCUUCAUCUGUGUGCGAGGCCAUGUCACCGAGCGUCAGCAGGUCAUGUCAGGCAGGAAUGCAGCCCGCCUCUGCUUCAUCUGCAGUCGAGACACUGGCUGUUCAUGGAGCGAGGUGAGGGACUUGACUGAAGAGGUUAUUGGUGCAGAGGUGAAGCGUUGGGCCACAUUCGCUGUGGGCCCAGGUCAUGGCAUCCAGCUACAGUCGGGGAGGCUGGUCAUCCCUGCAUAUGCCUACUACAUCCCUUACUGGUUCUUUUGCUUCCGGCUACCAUGUAAAGCCAAGCCUCAUUCCCUGAUGAUCUACAGUGAUGACCUAGGGGCCACAUGGCACCACGGCAGGCUCAUUCAGCCCAUGGCAACAGUGGAGUGCGAAGUGGCAGAGGUGACUGGGAGGGGUGGCAACCCCGUGCUGUAUUGCAGUGCCCGGACACCAAACAGGUGCCGGGCGGAGGCUUUCAGCGAUGACCGUGGUGAAUGCUUUCAGAGACUAGCCCUGAGCCGACAGCUCUGUGAGCCCCCACAUGGCUGUCAAGGCAGUGUGGUGAGUUUCCGGCCCCCGGAGAUCUUACGUGGGUGCCAGGACCCUAAUGGCAAAGAUGCUUCUACCAUUCAGCAGAGCCCUCUACUGGACAGAUCACUAAGGCUAGAGCAAGAAGCUGGAACACUGUCUGAAUCAUGGCUCUUGUACUCACACCCAACCUGUAAGAAGCGGAGGGUCAACUUAGGCAUCUACCUCAAUCAGACCCCCUUGGAUGCUGCCUGCUGGUCCCACCCCUGGAUCUUGCACUGUGGGCCCUGUGGCUACUCUGAUUUGGCUGCUUUGGAAAAGGAGGGCUUGUUUGGGUGUCUGUUUGAAUGUGGGACCAAGCGAGAGUGUGAGCAGAUUGCCUUCCGCCUGUUUACAGACCGAGAGAUCCUGAGCCAUGUGCAUGGGGACUUCACCAGCCCUGAUAAGAACCCUGAGCCAAUUGAAAGCUAAAAACUGACUUAGGACCCAAUUUUCCAUGGAAAGGAAACCACAGAAGGCAACCACAGCCAGGAUAAUGGAGGCCAGGUUAACAGAAGUUAUUGAAGCCUACAGAGAAUCCAAAAACUUAAUCUUGUGCUCCCUACCUUUUUUCCUUCUCCUCCAAGGAGCAAAAUGAAAAUUUUUCCAGAGCUACUACAGUGGAAAGAACUAUGAGUUGGGAAACCAUGAUGUGGUCCUGGUUGUGCCACUGGCUUGCUGAGGGAUGUUGAACAUAUCACCUGAACUCUCUGGGCGUCAGGUCUCCAUUUGUAAAAUGAGAGGAUUGGUUCUGGGAUUUUUCUUCUUCUCAUUUCUAGGAAAGACAGAGUGUCUGCAUGCUCCAUGAUCAGCAAAUGCUGGCUCCGUAGCAGACUCUGAUCUCAAAAGGGAAGUCAGAGGACUCAUCAUUUCCAAUGACUCACCACUCAUCCAGGUGUGAGGCUACAAGCAGGUGUUCUGGCACGAAGGAAGAUCUGGAUGUUUUGUUCUGUUCUUAAUAACAAACACACACACACACACACACCCUUUUAAUCAUAUUUAGAACUCUAUAGGUUCUCUGUCCUAGAGGAAUUGGGCAAAACAGUAGGAUCAUGAGGUCACCUACCUUCUCCAGCUUUGCAGCUGUGUUCAAUCUUCCUUCCUUAUCUGGAAUGCUUACUCCCUAAGGAGAAAAUGAGAAGCUCCAUGCCAGUGGCCCUUGAUAAUGGCACAUAUUUUUUUUUAUUUAUUUUUUUAACAUUUAUUUAUUAUUGAGACACACACACACACACACACACACACACACACACACACACACACACACAGAGCAUGAGCAGGGAAGGAGCAGAGAGAGAGGGAGACACAGAAUCUGAAGCAGGCUUCAGGCUCUGAGCUGUCAGCACAGAGCCCAACGCGGGGCUCAAACUCACAAACUGUGAGAUCAUGACCUGAGCCAAAGUCAGUUAUUCAACGAACUGAGCCACCCAGGUGCACAUAUUGUUUCUGAUGGCAUUACUUUUAUGGAAGAUGAACCUGAAGUUCAUUUACUAGGAUGGUUCCUGCUGAGAAAAGGACAUGGAUUAGGACUUUACAGCAUUGGACAGAACUUCCCAUGGUCUCUGCCCUCAAGGAGCUCACAGUUUAUGGGGCUAGAAGUGGGAGAAAAUUCAAGAAGAUCAAUGCAGCUAGUUUGUAGAUGUUGGGCUUUAAGUUGAGGUGAUGGUAGCUCUUGAUGUCAUUGUCUUAGUUGCAUCUUCAUUGUGCUUGGAGUCAUCUGCCCCAGGGCUUGACCAGGCUUCUGGGUUUCCCCCAGGCCCAUUUUUCUCAGAAUGUUGUUCUGGCCUAGCCACUUCUUUACCCAUGGAGGAUGUCUUUAGGAAGACCAUUAGGAAGGUCUCUGGACCUCAGACCUCUGAAUCAGGCCUGUUUUUUUGGACCUGCUACAAAUACUGUUUGUGGAGUAGGGCUGCCUCUUUGAUAGGUUUGGGGCUAAACUUUGCCAGUGGUGGGUCUCUCAGAUGAUACCAGAUUGGUUGUUCUUAUUUUAGAUUCUUUCCCAAUAGCCUAUUAUUGUAACAGAAAUUCUAUCAUGAGACACUUGGUUUUCCUCCCUAUUUUAGGAGAAAAAUACCUUGUAUCAGAGAACUAUAUUUGGUGCUGAGUAAUGGCCCAGAGAGCAAGUGUUAGUCUUGGAGCAUAGCCUAGGAGGCUAGGGGUUGGCGGUUGCCCCAGUCCUAUGGGGAAGAGUCGUGCAGGAUGAAAGCAGAGAUUAACUUCACCUACUCCUGCAUAUGGCUUAAGUCCAUUGCUUAGAGUGACUUCUUAAAAUUCCCUUAGCCUCUCAGCCAUUUGUCAAAGUUAUUCUCCCAGCACACAGUUAUGAUCAUUCAUUCACUCAUUUGUACAUUUACCUAAAUAUUCUUGAGAGCCUUGCAUAAUGUAAGGUGCUUCCUAUUGACAUUCCCUGGUUGAAAAUUAUUUGUGGCUCUUCAUCGCCUGCUAAAGGGUGUCUACAUUUUGUCUGGCAUGUAGGGCUGCCAGUUGUUGGGUGGGGUAAUGAAUACUUAUCUCUCCUUCAUAUGAAUCCCACUGUCAGAGAAGACCUCUGUCGAGAUGGCAGUGGAGGGGGUGACAGAGCUGCUGGUAUAGGGAGGAGCUGGGGAAGGGCAACCCUCUCCUGAGUAGUAGAAACUUCCUGUUCUGCAAAGCUUUCCUGAACACCAUCCCCAAAUAGAUGGGAACAGGGGGGUGGCUCCGUUCUCCAACAAGAUCUAAGGGAUGGAGAAAAUGAAAAUAUCAAGACUUCUUUGGAACCAUCCAAGGAGGGACCUCAGUCACAUGCCAGUGUGGACCACAGCCGUCCAGUACCAGCACUCAUUAGAUGUCUUCUCCAUCUCUGAAUUGCCCUUCCCUUUCUCCUUCCCCUUUGCUUCAUGUUUGCUUCUCCUUAGUGAUUAGCAAUGAAACUAUUCAUAGGCAAAGGGCCUGUGUGUAUAUUUCAGGAAUAGCAAGAAAAGAGGGUUGGGUAAUCCGACAUUUGUAAUCCAAUUACAGAAGUAAUCCAGAAUGAGGAUUAGGGAGAGGAACAGAGUGGGCAAUGGUGGCUCUGAAGCAAAAGAGCAGCAGGGUAGGAGUCCUGGCACCUUAAGGAAGAGAGAGAAUGUGGCACAGAUAGAGACAGGCUGGAGAGAUGGUGUAGGUGGAGGCCUCUGUGAAGAAGAAAUGAUAACAGGCUGGAGCUGUUUCCAACACGUAUGGAAAGGGAAGGAGGCCUGCAUGGGCCCACAGUUUAGGCUACAGAUAAGUUCCUGCCCAGCCCUGUAACUUUAAGCUGGCUCAACUUGUCCAUGUUCCACGUGACUAACAAAAACAGCUGGAGGCACUCCAACUCUGUGCCAAUUACCCAAGCCUUCGGGGCCCUGGGUCCAAUGUCAUGAUACUGGUAUCCUAACUAAGCCCAUUUCUAGCCCUCUCAGGUUGGUAGAAUGAAAAAUAUUGGGCAGGUGAUGGCAGCUGUGAAGAAAAGAGGACAGCAGACUGGAGGCCUCUAAUCUAGAAGUGUGAAGAGAGGACUACACAGGCUGUGGUCCUUUGCCUAUAGAUGUUCCCCCCCGUCUUGGGACCCUUAGAAUGGAUCCAUCCAGCACACAUGGCCCAUGUCUGGGAGUGCAGGAAAGCAUAGGUAGGGACCUCCUGCUGCUGAUAUGUACCCAGAUCAUCUUCCGAUCCCUUCAACCUGCUGGUGCUGCUCAUGCUCCCCAAUCCUGAUGCCCUCACUCCUAGGCCACUAUUAUGUACUUCAGGCCCUCGUUAUUUGGAUGCUAUAUUUGGACCUGUUUCUCCUGGUCACCAGUCCCCCCUCGUAUCCAUGGGAUAUCAUGCAGCUGCAGCCACAGAUCAGAGACAUGGCACCCUGUCUGUUGGGUAACCCGAGGGACCCAUAGAGGUCAGCCUAAGGCUGCGCAGCCUCCUUUCCAGGGUAGUAGGAUUCAGUGCUUCCAUUUCAGCCAGAUUAGGCUGCUCAGGCUUCUUCAGUAGGCUGUGAGUUUUCCCUACUGCAUUAGUCAGUAGAUGUCAUGCCAUCCUCUCCUGUGCUGCCAGAGUGCACAGUGGAAGCCUCCCUUCGGUCAUCACCACAGCUUGCCAUGUAUUUCUGUUGUUGUGCCCUGUAGGCCUCUGCGAGGCUCUGAAUUCUUUGAGGGCCAAGGCUCUAUGAAUCCUCCCUCUGUCCUUUUUACCUUGAAUCACAAUGGUUGCUUUAUAAAUAUAUGCUUUUUCUAUUAUAUUCUGAAUUCCCUGAAGGUAAGGACUGUGUCCGAUUCUUCUCUCUGUCCUCUGCACCCGGCACGGGGCCUGUCACAGAGCCUGGCACAGAACAGACAGCAGUAAAGUUUCACUGAAGGAAUAAAUGAGUCAAAGAUCCUUGGCCUUCUGGAGCUAAGAGACAAGGCCAGUGCAAGCUCCCCCACAGGGAGAAGCAUACUGUAUCCCCUGUAGAUUGGAUAGUGUUCUAAACUUGCUGAGCACUCACUCUAAAUUAGUCUUCUCUAUGCUGGCUUGCUUCCAGGUCAGCCCAGAUGUCCCAGGAUGACAGCCUAAGACUGAAGCUAAGCCUUGACUUGGGGUUGUCAUUUCAGUGGUAUUUCCCUUCUGUCCCUGAUUGGAGUGUCUAUAACUUUCUGUCAGAGGGGGGUGCUCUGGUUCAGUGUGGUCUGAGUAUGUCUUGGCUCCGUGAUACCAAGUGCCAGAAGUGCCCUCCGUACCAUAGAAACUACCAGGACUCUGAAACAAAGAACAUGAAUAAAGAGCCUAAUUCCGA